AUGGCGCCCCGACAGAAACGUGAAAAGUCGCCCUGCUACGUGCUCGGCGUCGGCAUGACCAAGUUCAUCAAGCCCCGCGGCAAGGUUGACUACACGGAGCUCGGCUUCGAGGCCGGCGUGAAGGCCAUGCUCGACGCCCAGAUCAACUACGACGAUGUCGAACAGGGCGUCGCCUGCUACUGCUACGGCGACAGCACCUGCGGCCAGCGCGUCUUCUACCAGUUCGGCAUGACGGGCAUCCCCAUCUACAACGUCAACAACAACUGCUCCACGGGGUCCACCGGCCUCGCCAUGGGCCGCACCUUCAUCUCGUCCGGCGCCGCCGACUGCGUCCUCGUCGUCGGCUUCGAAAAGAUGAUGCCCGGGUCGCUGCAGAGCUUCUUCAACGACCGCGAGAACCCCACCAUGACGACCGUCAAGAUGAUGGCCGAGACCAGGGGGUUCACCAACGCCCCCGGCGCCGCGCAGAUGUUUGGCAACGCCGGGCGGGAGUACAUGGAGAAGUACGGCGCCAAGGCCGAGGACUUUGCCGAGAUCGCCCGCGUGAACCACGCCCACUCCGCCAAGAACCCCUACUCCCAGUUCCAGGACGUCUACACGCGCGAGCAGAUCCUCCAGGCUCCCGAGAUCUUCGCGCCCCUCACCAAGCUGCAGUGCUGCCCCACGUCCGAUGGCGGCGCCGCCGCCGUCCUCGUCUCCCAGGCCUUCCUCGACGAGCGGCCGCACCUCAAGGACCAGGCCGUCCUCGUCGCGGGCCAGUGCCUCGCCACCGACGCGCCCUCGCUCUUCUCACGCUCCGCCAUCGACCUCAUGGGCUUCGAGAUGACGCAGGUGGCCGUCCGCACCGCCAUGGCCGAGGCCGGCCUCACCCCCAAGGACGUCCAGGUCGUCGAGCUGCACGACUGCUUCUCCGCCAACGAGAUGAUCGUGCUGGACGCCCUCGGCCUCGCCGGGCCGGGCAAGGCGCACGAGCUGGUCCGCAGCGGCGACAUCACCUACGGCGGCAGGUACGUCGUCAACCCCUCCGGGGGGCUCAUCUCCAAGGGCCACCCGCUCGGCGCGACCGGCAUCGCGCAGUGCGCCGAGCUGGUCUGGCACCUGCGCGGCUGGGCGAACAACCGUGCUGUUCCGGCCACCAAGGCGGCGCUGCAGCACAACCUGGGCCUCGGCGGCGCCGUCGUCGUCACCGUCUACCGCCGGGCGGACGGGAAGGAGGCGCCCAAGGUCGACUCGGCGACCGUGGGUAGGCUCAACAAGCUCGGGUACAACCCGGCGGUCGAGGCCAAGGGCUUCACGGCGCAGCAGGCGGAUGCCGUCAGGAGCCGGACGAAGAAGAGCGACUGGGCGCUGCAGGACACGCAGGAGAAGGUUGAGGCGCGGUUUUAG
Messenger RNA from Colletotrichum graminicola M1.001, 1386 nucleotides. Its product is annotated as nonspecific lipid-transfer protein. Gene Ontology annotation, molecular function: acyltransferase activity, transferring groups other than amino-acyl groups. The record is from RefSeq and is a predicted model, not a curated record. NCBI's taxonomy places the organism in Eukaryota, Fungi, Ascomycota, Sordariomycetes, Glomerellales, Glomerellaceae. The transcript is spliced from 2 exons. The coding region runs from base 1 to 1386 and encodes 461 amino acids.